AUGGGCGACAAGUUCGCUGCACCUCCAGGUUUUACUGCUUGGGGACCAUUUGUCCGCGACAAUUAUACUCCCAUACUUGUGACCCGCACCGAUAUAGCCUUAGCAGCUGCAGCGUUUGGUCUGGCCAACUUCUUCGCCAUAACCGCAGCUUUCAUCGGCGUUAGACAGACAAAAUCAUGUCGGCGCCCAGGGACUAGCGCAUAUAUCUGGAUGAUCUGGCUGGAGAUUGCUGCUUCAGUGGCUAUCUCUAUCGAGUGUCUGUUAUGGGUUCAUAUCAAUGCCAUCUGGGACCGCACCGAAAAAGUGCUGUUUCUUCUCCUCGACGCGUAUCUUAAUUGGUACUUCAUCCGCGUUGUAAAUGCGGAUCUGGUCAAGAAUGGCCUGACCAAGUACAACCGCUUGGUCCGUUUUAACAAGCGUAUCAUCGUUGUCUCUCUCCUGCUAGACGUUAUGAUCAUUGGUGCGAUGAGUAUCCCCAACGGAUUUGUCUACGCUAUGUUUCACCCGCUCGCAUACUUAGUCAAGCUCAACAUCGAGAUGUCUAUGGCGCAUCUCAUCAAAACCAUCGCCUUAGGCCAUCCGCACCCUAACAAUGACCCUUCACUACUAUUGACCUUCUCAUCUUCACCUGGCGAAGACAUGUUCAGCACCAACAUCUUUGCAGAAGCGCCACGGCAACGACAUUCGCUCAUCCGGGGUCUGUUUGGUAGCGAGCAUAUCGUCUUUUCGCAAGAAGAUGUUCGCACCAGGGUUCCUGGACAUAGUUCUACACGCAGUGCAUCAAUACCUGACUACGAACUGCCGCCUUGGAAAUCUAAAGCCGACAAGGAACCCGACAACGUCGCUAGCGAUAACCUCAGUGCUAGUGAAGGCAGGAAAAGUAGCAAUGCCUGUGAAAAUUGCUGGCGCUGGGACAGUGGCGUCUCAAGCAACACUAGAAAUCUGGAAGGAUUAGAUGAUGUCUCCACGCCAGAGGCCGCUCACCUACCUGCUCAUCGUCGUAUGUCAGAGUUAGGCUGA
Molecule: messenger RNA, 1020 nt
Organism: Alternaria arborescens
Lineage: Eukaryota; Fungi; Ascomycota; Dothideomycetes; Pleosporales; Pleosporaceae
Exons: 3
Coding region: 1-1020 (339 amino acids)
Source: RefSeq, a predicted model, not a curated record